GACGCAGUGCGCAUGAUCAGAAAGAAACUGGAAAUGUGACGCAAUGUGUCAGCAGCUUCUUCCCAAGUUUUUAUAUUUUCACAUUUUUAAGCAAUAUAUACUAGUACUAACCGUUACAUGUUACGCAUAACUUGAUAUAAUGUUACAUCAAGGAAUACCAGAUCUAUAAGUAGAAUCAGACUAUUUUUGUAUGGCAGCAGUGGUGGAAAAUAUUUGGGGUUGGCUUCUGAAUCAAAAAGUUGCAAUAGAAAAGUACAGCAAGACUGUAUCAGAUGCUGAUAAGACGAGAAGCUAUAGUUGUAAGGAGGAACUGUUUAACAUAACUCAGCCACACAUCACUGUGGACCACAGAGGAAUGGAUGGUGAUGGGCUGGAGGUGGUUACCAUGGGAACCAAUAGUGGUCAUGGAGAGGAGGAAGAGGCGGAGCCAAUGCACAGGAAAAGCAGGAAGAGAAAAAGAAAGAGAACAACUGAUUUGAAUUCAGGAGAGACUGCUGCUAUGGAAUAUCACAAUCAGAUCAGGACAAAGUUGAUACAGGCCCAUACUGCAUUUCUGUCACUUGGGAGAGCCAAUGGACUGUUUGAAGACUCCUCUGAUGAUGUUGUUCCUGUUGGGAAGCCAGUCCCGGACUGGGGGCCUGGAAACUGCCUGGCAGAACUUUGUGACUUGGCCAGACUAACAGAAGAUGAGAAACCACUUGUUCUAUCACAGGGAAUACCUUCAGAAGAGUCCAGAGAUAUUUUUAACCGACUUGUGGUGGUGGAUUCUGACCAGUCAAUUGUUCAAUGCAUGCUGGGAAGCCAGUACUUGCUUCCUCCCAGGUCCUCAUUCCUCAUGUCAGACAUUACCAGGAUGGAGCCCCUCAUACAGGGAGGUAUGAAGUAUCACCUGAUUGUAAUGGACCCACCCUGGGAAAACAAGUCUGUCAAGAGAGGCAAAAAGUAUGAAUCUCUGUCAGCAUGGCAGCUGUUCCAACUACCAGUCCCCUCCCUGGCUGCUCCAGGCUGUUUGGUCGUAACGUGGGUAACCAAUCGGCAGCAGCACAUGAGAUUCGUCAGAGAACGUCUCUACCCUCAUUGGUCAGUAGAGCCAGUUGCAGAAUGGCACUGGUUGAAGGUCACAAGAAUAGGUGAGCCUGUGUUCCCCAUGGAUUCUCCUCACAAGAAGCCGUAUGAGACAAUCAUACUGGGCAGGUUUAAGGACCAAUUAGAGGGCCCAGGCUCACCUCCACUCUGUGAUGUACCCAAACACAAGGUCAUCUGCAGUGUGCCCUGUGUCAUACAUUCCAGAAAACCACAGCUGGACGAAGUCUUGCAGAAGUACCUGCCACCAUCACCCAUCUGCUUGGAGCUGUUUGCCAGGAGCCUUCAGCCAAGUUGGACCAGCUGGGGCAAUGAGGUCAUCAAGUUCCAGCACCUAGACUUCUUCAAUGAAGACCAGGUUGAGAAGUCCUGAAUGUCUGCUUUAUCAGCCAACUGUCCUUCUAUGUCUCUUUAUUUAUUUAGAACAGAAGUUCACACAUGAUGAAAGGAACAUAGAAUGGUAAACCAGAAAAGAAAGAUUGGGGCUCUCCCCUGGUAUAUUGCAAUAUUCUUUGAAUAGUUUGUUUUAUGUAACUAAAUGUACAAUCUUUUAUAUAACUCAAUGUACAUUUUUUAAUUAAAAAUUGUGUACUUUUAUUAUAGACUGAGUCUGUUCAUUAAUUGGAAUUCUUUGUUGUCAACUUUAAGUUAGUAAGGAAGCUAGAAUAGCUAAUGAUUGAUUUUUAUCAAGCAUAGUAACUGUACUGGGGCAACAUAAAAUGUGGCCA
Molecule: messenger RNA, 1811 nt
Organism: Branchiostoma belcheri (Belcher's lancelet)
Lineage: Eukaryota; Metazoa; Chordata; Leptocardii; Amphioxiformes; Branchiostomatidae
Product: methyltransferase-like protein 4
Exons: 9
Coding region: 191-1456 (421 amino acids)
Cellular component (GO): cytosol; nucleus; RNA N6-methyladenosine methyltransferase complex
Molecular function (GO): nucleic acid binding; RNA methyltransferase activity; site-specific DNA-methyltransferase (adenine-specific) activity
Source: RefSeq, a predicted model, not a curated record